UGGACUUUGCUUUGUAGUCUGGUUUGUAUUCCAAAGUGCAGGUGGGAUUCGCAGUCUGUGUUAUAAACCGUGUCUUCGUGCCAAACUCGACACUUGGAGGGAAAACACACACCAGCCAGGUUGCCAAAUGUCUUGGGAGAUCUCCGACUUCAUUUCGCAUCCCUUAUGGAUGGUCUGCGCGCUCGUGCUGGCCGCGGUGGCGCGAGCGCAGCGCAGAGGCUCGUGGGACCCGCGCGCUUGUCCCGUUCGGCUCACGGGGAAAACAGCUAUCGUCACCGGAGCUAACACAGGGAUAGGAAAGUUUAUUGCCUUGGACUUUGCUUGUCGUGGGGCAAGGGUGAUCCUGGCAUGUAGGAGUGAGACUCGUGGGAUGGCAGCACUGAGAGAGAUUCGUCAGCGCAGUGGCAAUCAGAACGUGCACCUGCGAAUCAUCGACACCUCCUCCCUCGAAUCAGUCCGCAAGUUUGCCGCUCAGAUCCUUGCGGAGGAGAAAGAGCUUCAUAUCCUUGUCAAUAAUGCUGGGGCUUCAGGUCUACCCAAGGGAAUCACGGCUGAUGGACUGGAAGUGUCCUUCGCCACCAACCACAUCGGGCCCUUCCUACUCACCAGUCUGCUUCUAGACCUCUUGAAGAAGUCGGCUCCAGCUCGCAUCGUGAACGUCUCCUCAGCUAACCACAAGAGAGGCCAGGUGGACUUCUCGCAUUUCCAUGGCAAGAAUUUGACCUACACGAUGGACGCCGUGUACAACCACACAAAGCUCCACAAUAUCAUCUGGACCAAUGAGCUGGCACGCAGGCUACAGGGAACAGGUGUGACAGCAAACUCGCUACACCCAGGUGUUGUUAUGACUGAAGUUAUGAGACACUAUAACUGGAUUAUUCGCUUUAUCUUCAACAUAGUGGGAAUGUUCUUCUUCAAGUCUGCUCAAGAAGGUGCAGUUAGUACAAUAUACUGUGCGGUGGCGGAGGAGACCGAGGGGAUCUCUGGAAAAUAUUUCGACAGUGACUGCUCCCUUGUCCUCCCAGCUGCAGAGGCUCGAGAACAAGCCAUUGGAGCCAAAGAAUUUGAGUACUGUGAGAGGCUGACAUCUAAGGGCUGAACAGCUGGAUAAACAUUACACCCAGUUCCAUACAUUACACAGUAUAGUAUUGUAAAUUAGUACUUUGUAAAUACACUUCAACUAAAAAUUACCUUCCCUUUUGUAUGAAUUGUCUUUCUUUUUCAUUUCUUGUUUAAUGCCAAAGAUUUGUGAAGUAACUGCAAAUAAAUUACAACCAGAGCCUAUCUUCAGAACACUGGCCAUGAUGUGCUAAUUCAUCAAUACACCUAUUGGCAUGGUCUUGAAUAUGGGGAGAACAUGUGACACUCCAGAUAGACAGUAACCCAAGCUCAGGAUCAAACCGUGAAUGCUAUCUAAUGUGCCACCAUGCCUCCCAUUUUUUUUCUCUUUAUUAAAAAUCUAUUCUUAAUGUUA
This is a messenger RNA of Pangasianodon hypophthalmus (striped catfish), 1474 nucleotides long. RefSeq lists its product as uncharacterized. The transcript has 6 exons. The record is from RefSeq and is a predicted model, not a curated record. Bases 128 to 1099 code for a protein of 323 amino acids. Lineage: Eukaryota; Metazoa; Chordata; Actinopteri; Siluriformes; Pangasiidae.